Pelobates cultripes (western spadefoot toad) is the source of this 1914-nucleotide messenger RNA. The record is from the annotation of a GenBank genome assembly. Lineage: Eukaryota; Metazoa; Chordata; Amphibia; Anura; Pelobatidae.
AUGGAGACUGGUGUUGGUUUAUGGAGAUUGGUGUUGGAUUAUGGAGACUGGUGUUGGUUUCUGGAUACUUGUGUUGGAUUAUGGAGACUGGUGUUGGUUUAUGGAGACUGGUGUUGGAUUAUGGAGACUGGUGUUGGUUUAUGGAGACUGGUGUUGGAUUAUGGAGACUGGUGUUGGUUUUUGGAGACUGGUGUUGGAUUAUGGAGACUGGUGUUGGUUUAUGGAGACUGGUGUUGGAUUAUGGAGACUGGUGUUGGUUUAUGGAGACCUGUGUUGGUUUAUGGAGACUGGUGUUGGAUUAUGGAGACUGGUGUUGGUUUAUGGAUACUUGUGUUGGUUUAUGGAACCUGGUGUUGGAUUUUGGAGACUGGUGUUGGUUUAUGGAGACUGGUGUUGGUUUAUGGAGACUGGUGUUGGAUUAUGGAGACUGGUGUUGGUUUAUGGAGACUUGUGUUGGAUUAUGGAGACUGGUGUUGGUUUACUUGUGUUGGAUUAUGGAGACUGGUGUUGGUUUAUGGAGACCUGUGUUGGUUUAUGGAGACUGGUGUUGGAUUAUGGAGACCUGUGUUGGUUUAUGUAGACUGGUGUUGGAUUAUGGAGACUGGUGUUGGUUUAUGGAGACUUGUGUUGGUUUAUGGAGACUGGUGUUGGAUUAUGGAGACUGGUGUUGCUUUACUUGUGUUGGAUUAUGGAGACUGGUGUUGGAUUAUGGAGACUGGUGUUGGUUUCUGGAUACUUGUGUUGGAUUAUGGAGACUGGUGUUGGUUUAUGGAGACUGGUGUUGGAUUAUGGAGACUGGUGUUGGUUUAUGGAGACUGGUGUUGGGUUAUGGAGACUGGUGUUGGUUUUUUGAGACUGGUGUUGGAUUAUGGAGACUGGUGUUGGUUUAUGGAGACUGGUGUUGGAUUACGGAGACUGGUGUUGGUUUAUGGAGACCUGUGUUGGUUUAUGGAGACUGGUGUUGGAUUAUGGAGACUGGUGUUGGUUUAUGGAUACUUGUGUUGGUUUAUGGAACCUGGUGUUAGAUUUUGGAGACUGGUGUUGGAUUAUGGAGACUGGUGUUGGUUUAUGGAGACUGGUGUUGGGUUAUGGAGACUGGUGUUGGUUUAUGGAGACUGGUGUUGGAUUAUGGAGACUGGUGUUGGUUUAUGGAGACUGGUGUUGGAUUAUGGAGACUGGUGUUGGUUUAUGGAGACCUGUGUUGGUUUAUGGAGACUGGUGUUGGAUUAUGGAGACUGGUGUUGGUUUAUGGAUACUUGUGUUGGUUUAUGGAACCUGGUGUUGGAUUUUGGAGACUGGUGUUGGUUUAUGGAGACUGGUGUUGGAUUAUGGAGACUGGUGUUGGUUUAUGGAGACUUGUGUUGGAUUAUGGAGACUGGUGUUGGAUUAUGGAGACCUGUGUUGGUUUAUGGAGACUGGUGUUGGAUUAUGGAGACUGGUGUUGGUUUAUGGAGACUUGUGUUGGUUUAUGGAGACUUGUGUUGGGUUAUGGAGACUGGUGUUGGUUUACUUGUGUUGGUUUAUGGAAACUGGUGUUGGUUUAUGGAGACUGGUGUUGGAUUAUGGAGACUGGUGUUGGUUUAUGGAGACCUGUGUUGGUUUAUGGAGACUGGUGUUGGAUUAUGGAGACUGGUGUUGGUUUAUGGAUACUUGUGUUGGUUUAUGGAGACUGGUGUUGGAUUUUGGAGACUGGUGUUGGUUUAUGGAGACUGGUGUUGGAUUAUGGAGACUGGUGUUGGUUUAUGGAGACUUGUGUUGGUUUAUGGAAACUGGUGUUGGAUUAUGGAGACUGGUGUUGGUUUACUUGUGUUGGAUUAUGGAAACUGGUGUUGGUUAAUGGAGACCUGUGUUGGUUUAUGGAGAUUGGUGUUGGAUUAUGGAGUCUGGUGUUGGUUUACUUGUGUUGGAUUAUAG